AUGAUCGCCGUGAUGGAGAAAGAGACUCCAGAAUCAAGGGUCAUUGCGCUAGCAACGAUGCCCCAACGCGCAGGCGCUCGAUGUGCCGAGGAUGAUUGGACGGGGGUCAUUGACCGGAAGGAACGCAGGAAAUUGCAGAACCGGCUGAGCCAGCGACGUUAUAGGUUGAAGCAGCGUGAUACAACAAGUUCAUAUGCCGCGGCGCCUAUAUCCGCCACGACAGCCCUAGUCAGAUCCGCAUCCACCGUGUCUUCGCCUUUCUUCAUAAAUGCAAGUGAUACAGGGCUCGAGAACACAUUCCAAUGCGCCAAUGCGCCACCUCAUGCACUUCACUUCCGGCAAUGGGUUGAGACGACGGCUUACCACAAUUAUUUACAUGGCAGUCCCAAAACAGACCAACUCAUUAGUCUCAGUCGAGUCAACGUUCACCGCGCCAUCAACGAGAAUAUUGCUGCAAUAGGUAUGACCACAGAUUGGAUGAAAAGCGAUGAUUCCAUUUCUAUAUUCAAUCUCGCCCAGCCGGGUUUCACAGUAGAGGGAAUACCACCUGCUCUACAGCCGACUGCUGUCCAAACCAAUAUACCGCACCAUCCCUGGCUGGACUUCUUUCCAUUCCAAGGUAUACGCGACCGUCUUAUUCUGGCGGGUGAUUCGUUUGAUGAUGACGACUUGUGUCAUGAUCUGAUGGCGUUCUGGGAUACGCGAAAUACGGCCGCAACAUUGCUUGUAUGGGGAAAUUCAUGGGAGCCGAAGAAUUGGGAGGUUACGGAGAAUUUUGCACGGAAAUGGAAAUGGUUGCUUCUUGACUCCCCGGGGCUAUUGGCUUCAACUAAUGUUUGGAGGAAGUCGAGAGCUGAGCCCCCUCUGAACUGGAGGGAGAUUUUGCGAUAA
Molecule: messenger RNA, 891 nt
Organism: Penicillium nucicola
Lineage: Eukaryota; Fungi; Ascomycota; Eurotiomycetes; Eurotiales; Aspergillaceae
Product: bZIP transcription factor
Exons: 2
Coding region: 1-891 (296 amino acids)
Biological process (GO): regulation of DNA-templated transcription
Molecular function (GO): DNA-binding transcription factor activity
Source: RefSeq, a predicted model, not a curated record